This is a messenger RNA of Melitaea cinxia (Glanville fritillary), 1179 nucleotides long. RefSeq lists its product as uncharacterized. The transcript is spliced from 5 exons. The record is from RefSeq and is a predicted model, not a curated record. The coding region runs from base 232 to 1179 and encodes 315 amino acids. NCBI's taxonomy places the organism in Eukaryota, Metazoa, Arthropoda, Insecta, Lepidoptera, Nymphalidae.
GUCUCUUCAAUGAUAAUCAUGACCUGUAGUAACCGCAUCCGCCAGCCCUUAAUGUCACGAGUAUUCAGAGCUAAAAAACCCCGAAUUCAAAUCAGUAAAGAAGUCAACUCCUUCCUGUGUCGCCAUCUAUCGGUAAUCGUCAUUAUCGUUUUUCGUGCAGCCCGCGUCACGCGUUCUCCCGAUUCAAUUAAGAAAAUUAAGGAAAUUAUUAAUAAUUUCAAAUAGAAUACUAUGCCAGGACAUAGAAAACGUAAGAGGGAAUCAAGUGAGGAAAGAUUACAAAGAAAACUGAAGAAAUACGAGCAAAAAUUAGAAAAAGUGCGCACGAGGCGACGGCCGCCAUCACCGGCGCCCACGCUGCAGAGCGUUCACACAGAAAUUGACGCCGCCGGAAUAUCUCCGUCACCUCAUCAUAAUGAGGAAAAUAAUUUCAUCACGAAACCUAACGAUGAAAACACAGAGAAUGCCCUUGAUGAGGAAAUCAUCAAUAUACUGGGCGAUGCUCCAGAUGAACUAUCGUAUGGGCCUCCCAUUCAUAAAGAGCUGGCACUGAGAUGGAUAAAUGCCAUCAAGAAUGGCUUACCAAAAGAAAAGAAAAAAGAAAUCAUGAAAAAGUAUCUUCCUCCUGAGAAUUGCAAAACAAUAGAUGCCCCAAAGUUGAAUUUGGAAGCCCAAGCAGCUGUCCCUGAGGCAGCAGUCAAGAGGGACAAGGCCAUCGCUAGCAAGCAAAGCCAAAUAGACUCAUCACUGACUGGUUGGGGAUGUUCAUGUGGUAAAGAAAGAGCUGCAGGGUUGUGGAAUGAGCAUGAUAGACUUCAGCACAUCAAUUACUUAGAACUAAAUGCAGCUUUCCUGGCACUCAAAACCUUCACAACUCUGAAUACUCGUGACAUUAAGGGCUGGCGGAUGCGGUUACUACAGGUCAUGAUUAUCAUUGAAGAGACUAUGCAGUUCGUACAAUUGAAAUUGGAACUUCACUUGAAAACCUCAACCGCCAACGACUGUGGGAUGGACAUCCCCGUAACAUCCAACGGGACAAUCUCCGUGAAAUUGAGUUUCUUUCACAUCGGUGGUGGAGAGAUCAAACCUGACUUUGUAUACACUAAAGAGAAAGAAGAUGUAAACUCCAUCGAAAACCGAAUGGACUUCUGGAAAAAAUUACACAACGAAUAUUACUAG